UACAUGAACUAGCUUGUUAUUGAAACUCCCUUGCAAUCUACAAUACUUUCGAGCAAAAUCUUUUGGGUUUUUUGCUUGGGGCACACCUAGGUGUUUGCUGCAAGCAUUCUUCACCCAACAUGACCACUGCUUAGAUAAUGGAAGAUCUCGGUGUGGGCACAUUGAGAAAUGAGAAUGCAUGCUUUCUAGGGUGCAUUAGGAUUUGUGAACAUAGUUACCCUACUGGCUACUCUUUGCUCGGUCCAUGGCAUUUUUAAUAGUAACAAUGUAUAUCGUAGGUUUUAAGUGUGUGUCUUCUGUUGUUUAGGCUUAUUAGCUAGUAGUGACAUGUUGUACUAACUGGUAUUUGAUUUGAAACCUAAUUAUACGACCCACUUUACCAAGGCUCCCUUCCCUUACGGGAACUUUCUGUUGGGGUGACUGUGCCCCCUUAACCCAGUUUUAUCAGACCAAAGGUCUCUUUUGAGCCUACCUUUGCUAAGAGAAUAAAGAGAAAGGAAAGUUAGACUUGGACACAAUCUCUAUGCAGAAUCACUGCUUACCUGCUCUCAUGUCCGGUGGUUGUACUUACUGGCUGUUUUAUUGUUAUUAAGAUAUAAAUAGUAGUAAAACUUUUGUCUGUUUCUACUAUAUUGAAAUAACCGCUACAUCAUGUUUGGCACUAGAGAUGACAAGGUUCAAUUUAAUAAGAGAACAAAACCAUCAUAGGAUGAUCCAUUCUGCGACUGUCAAGUCAUCAUUUUCUAGCUUGUGAGACUCUAUGGACCGCUUUGAAGAUAAAUUGAAGUGUUGUAGACUGCAGGAAAACAUUUAUUCUGCAAUUGCUGGGGUACAAUUUUCUUAGGUUUCACAGAUUUCAGCAAAAUAUUUAUGACAACGUAAGCUAAAUUUUACUUCAGAGUCAUGGCAUCAAGAUCUUGUGCAAACUUUUUUGACUUGGCAUCUGUGGAGAUACUGGAUAUACCUCAGAUUCCUAGAGCUCUUCCCCGGGUGAUGACUGUUCCUGGAAUCAUCGCUGGUGGUUAUGGAAGCAAUGAUGGGGAUUCAGAUAGUAUAACAUCUGCUUGUCAUGAGCGAAAAAUUAUUGUUGCUAACAUGCUGCCUUUGCAUGCUCAAAGGGAUACAGCAGCUGAAAAGUGGUGCUUUAGUUUGGAUGAGGAUUCUCUUUUAUUGCAACUGAAGGAUGGCUUUUCACCUGAAACUGAGGUUAUCUAUGUGGGUUCUCUCAAGGUUGAUGUGGAACUGAGUGAACAGGAGGAAGUUACACAGAGACUACUUGAGGAGUUCAAGUGUGUGCCUACCUAUGUACCUCGUGACAUCCAGGAGAAAUUUUAUCAUGGCUUCUGUAAGCAACAAUUAUGGCCACUUUUUCACUACAUGCUUCCCAUGUGCCCAGAUCAUGGAGAUCGUUUUGAUCGUCAGCUCUGGCAAGCUUAUGUCUCAGCAAAUAAGCUAUUUGCUGAUAAGGUUAUGGAAGUGGUCAAUCCCGAGGAUGAUUACAUAUGGGUUCAAGAUUACCACCUCAUGGUUCUUCCAACAUUUUUAAGAAAGCGAUACCAUCGAGUGAAGCUUGGGUUUUUUCUUCAUAGCCCAUUUCCAUCAUCAGAAAUUUACCGAACUCUCCCAGUUAGGGAUGAAAUUCUAAAAGGAUUGUUGAACUGCGACCUGAUUGGAUUUCAUACAUUUGAUUAUGCGCGUCACUUUCUGUCGUGCUGCAGUAGAAUGCUAGGUCUAGAUUAUGAAUCUAAACGAGGACACAUUGGACUUGAUUACUUUGGUCGUACAGUUUACAUAAAAAUUCUGCCAGUAGGAAUACAUAAGGGUCGACUGGAGUUGGUGUUAAAUCUUUCUUCUACAUUUGCUAAAGCUAAAGAAGUUCAAGAACAGUUCAAGGGAAUGAAAGUCAUUCUUGGUGUGGAUGAUAUGGACAUCUUUAAAGGUAUUAGUUUGAAAUUACUAGCUUUUGAACACCUACUACAGCAGCAUGAGGAUUUGCAGGGUAAACUUGUCCUUGUCCAAAUAGUAAAUCCUGCUCGUAGCUCUGGGAAAGAUGUCCAGGAAGCUAAGAGGGAGGCAUAUUUGACUGUUGACAGGAUCAAUCAAAUUUAUGGAAGAUCUAAUUAUGAGCCUGUAAUUUUGAUUGAUCGUCCAGUUGCUCGCUAUGAGAAGACUGCAUAUUAUGCUGUUGCUGAUUGUUGCAUAGUCAAUGCUGUGAGGGAUGGGAUGAAUUUAGUGCCUUACAAGUAUAUUGUCUGUAGGCAGGGUUCUCUUGGUAUGGAUGAGGCUAUGGGUAUCAAAGCUGAUUCUCUUAGAACUAGCAUGCUUGUUGUGUCAGAAUUUAUUGGUUGUUCACCAUCAUUGAGUGGAGCAAUUAGGGUAAAUCCAUGGGAUAUUGAGGCUGUCGCUGAGGCUUUAAAUGUGGCCAUCACAAUGUCGGAUUCUGAGAAAGUGCUUCGUCACGAGAAGCAUUACCGCUAUGUUAGCUCUCAUGAUGUAGCUUAUUGGGCCCGUAGCUUCAUGCAGGAUUUGGAGAGAGCAUGCAAAGAUCAUUACAGUAAGCGAUGUUGGGGCAUUGGUCUUGGCCUAGGUUUCAGAGUCAUCGCACUUUCGCCAAGUUUUAGAAAGUUGUCCAUAGAUCACAUUGUUUCCUCAUAUAGGAGGACACAGAGAAGGGCGAUAUUUUUGGACUAUGAUGGUACUGUCGUACCUCAGUCAUCUAUGGUUAAAGCUCCAAGUGCCGAAGUUAUUACACUGUUGAACACUCUAAGCAAUGACCCUAAAAACACUGUGUAUAUUGUUAGUGGCAGAGGAAGGACCUCAUUAAGCGAAUGGCUUGCUCCAUGUGAAAGGCUUGGAAUAGCUGCUGAACAUGGAUACUUCAUAAGGGAGAGUAAAACCUCUGAUUGGGAAUCUUUGGCUUCUGAUCUUGAAUGGAACGAAAUUGUGGAACCUGUGAUGAAACUUUACAGGGAAGCAACUGACGGAUCAUAUAUAGAAACUAAAGAGAGUGCAUUAGUGUGGCACCAUCAUGAUGCAGACCCUGAC
Molecule: messenger RNA, 3045 nt
Organism: Nicotiana tabacum (common tobacco)
Lineage: Eukaryota; Viridiplantae; Streptophyta; Magnoliopsida; Solanales; Solanaceae
Source: RefSeq, a predicted model, not a curated record